Molecule: messenger RNA, 1865 nt
Organism: Aquila chrysaetos chrysaetos
Lineage: Eukaryota; Metazoa; Chordata; Aves; Accipitriformes; Accipitridae
Gene: DHRS12
Product: dehydrogenase/reductase 12
Exons: 10
Coding region: 524-1111 (195 amino acids)
Source: RefSeq, a predicted model, not a curated record
CGGGCGGGCAGGGCCGGGCCGGCCGCCUUAUGUAAGGGCAGAGGCGGCGCCAGCAGCGCUGUGGCGGCACCGGCACCAUGUCCUGGUACCGCAACGCCGUGUGGUUCGUGAAGGGGCUGCGGGAGUACACCAGGUGGCACGGUUCAUCUGGUUUGCCGAAAUAAGGAACGGGCUGAGGUCGCCAAAGGAGAAAUAGUGACAGAAACAGGCAAUCAGGGAGCUGAAACCAACCAGCAUUACACUUCAGUUCUUUAAUGGAGGUGAAUUGGAUCAGUCCUUAUGUAGAAACAAAUACUUUCCAGCUGUCUUUAACUGUGUAAUCCCAUGACUAUAGUAAGACUGGUGAUUAUCUGUGUUACCUCCUUUUCUAACUACAGCCAGACAGCCUGGGAAGAGGGAAUAUCUUCUUGCAUGUUGUGGAUAUAUCUAAUCCCAAGGAAAUCUGGAAGUUUGCUGAAAAAUUCAAAAAUGAACAUAAAUUAAAUGUGUUGGAGUUGUCUUACAGAUCAACAAUGCAGGAUGUAUGGUGAAUAACAGAGAAUUAACUGAAGAUGGACUUGAAAAAAACUUUGCAACAAACACUUUGGGUACAUACAUUCUGACAACUGCCCUGCUGCCCCUCCUGGAAAAAGAAGCUGAUGCCAGAGUGAUAACUGUCUCUUCUGGGGGCAUGCUAGUUCAAAAAUUAAACAUAUCUGACUUGCAGUCGGGAAAUGGGACAUUUGAUGGAACUAUGGUGUAUGCACAGAACAAGAGACAGCAAGUUGUCUUGACAGAACAGUGGGCAAAAGCUCACAGAAACAUUCAUUUCUCUGUGAUGCACCCUGGCUGGGCAGACACUCCAGCUGUGAGAUCGUCAAUGCCAGAUUUCUAUCAGAAGAUGAAGAAUACCCUGCGCACAGAGGCCCAGGGAGCUGAUACCGUUGUAUGGUUGGCAGUAUCAUCUGAAGCAAUAAAGUUACCGAGUGGCUUGUUCUUCCAAGACAGGCAACCAGUCCCUACACACUUACCCCUGGCAAGCACCCACAGUCCACUGGAGGAUGAGGAGAAGCUAAUGGAGGUGCUGGAAGAGUUCUCCCAGAAGUUUAAAUCCACUUCUCCAGGAACUUAGUGCCACUGCUGACACAGCGUAACCAUAAAGCUUCUAAUUACACAGUGACAGUGCUGUAGUGCGCCUGCUGUUGAGGGGAAGUAGGAUGCCAUAGGCCUGUUAAUUGGGUUUAGGUGUUCUUAUCAUGGGGGAGAGCAGUGCCUGCAACAUUUUUUUUCUGUUGCAGAGUCUUUCCCAUUGUGAAUAUGCACCUGCUGUCUCAAGACACAGUAAGGUUGCAGUCUUUGAAUUGGAAGAAAAAUUGGGAGGCAUUAAAAUAAAACCCAAGGCUUUGUGAAGUUACCUAACAAACAUAAUUUGAAACUCUCACCACAGAGAAAUACAGAGGAGUGUACCUUCCAGGAAAGAAGUAGUGAAUGUUUUAAACAAUGUUUAACCACUGUAUUUGACAAGUUGGUGGCUUCCUUCACUGUGGGGGGGGUGACUGGGCUCAAACCUGUAACUGGGAAUGCAGAAACUCUCUCCUGCAUUGCCCGUUUAGUCUAAAUGGAAGGAUUCCUCACGGCCUUCAGCUAUAAAUCAAUGCUGUUAUGCAGAAGUGAUCUGAUUCCUCAUGUUUAAACAGCGAGAAUUUAGGAACACUGCCAAAUGCCUUCCAUGUUACUUUAUGGAGCCAAGGCUGAAUAUUAUCCUGUUUAUGUCAAGAAGCUGUGAAGUAGGUUUCAACACAUACCACACCCAGACAUGGCUGGAUCCAACAGAGAAAUGGCUGCAUGACUCUAGGCAUUGAGAAUAAAUAACAUGCUAAGCUGUA